Messenger RNA from Centropristis striata (black sea bass), 4242 nucleotides. It is a transcript of the gene arfgap2, whose product is annotated as ADP-ribosylation factor GTPase activating protein 2. Gene Ontology annotation, biological process: COPI coating of Golgi vesicle. The record is from RefSeq and is a predicted model, not a curated record. The coding region runs from base 33 to 1724 and encodes 563 amino acids. Gene Ontology annotation, molecular function: GTPase activator activity. The transcript has 18 exons. NCBI's taxonomy places the organism in Eukaryota, Metazoa, Chordata, Actinopteri, Perciformes, Serranidae.
CGUCAGUUUGUGGAAAUUGUCAGAGUGGCAAGAUGGCUACGGAACCAAAUAAGACUGAGAUCCUCACCAUUUUCAAAAGAUUAAGAUCAAUUCCUACUAACAAGGUAUGUUUUGACUGCGCAGCCAAGAACCCCAGCUGGGCCAGUAUUUCGUACGGUGUGUUCUUAUGCAUUGACUGCUCUGGCAUCCACCGCUCCCUGGGAGUGCAUCUCAGCUUCAUCAGGUCCACGGAGUUGGACUCCAACUGGAACUGGUUUCAACUUCGAUGUAUGCAGGUUGGAGGCAACGCCAAUGCGACGGCGUUCUUCCGCCAGCACGGCUGCUCCACAAACGACACCAACGCCAAGUACAACAGCCGUGCAGCCCAAUUGUAUAGGGAGAAGAUUCGGCAGCAAGCAAACGCUGCAUUGUCAAAAUAUGGCACAGAUGUAGAGCUCAAAAGCCUGAAAAGGAAUCCAUCAGGUCCAGAUACACUGUGGAUCGACUCGUCUGCAGCAGGAACUCCUGCAGCUCCUGAGAAAAAAGAGACAGACUUCUUUGCAGAACAUUCACAGUCUGCUAAUGACUGGAGCAUGGCGCCGCCCUCUGAGCCGGAGCAGAACGGAGCCGCCGUCACCCCACAGCUGACCGAAACGUCGGCCAAAAGCCCGGACGACAACCAGCCGGAGGAAGGACCCAGCAUCGAAGGUCUUAGCACGUCACCCAAAGCCUCCAUGGACGACUCCAUGCGCUUGUCAGCACAGGAAGGAUGGACACCUCCAGAAGUGAAGCCUUCCAUUAUUGGGAAAAAGAAGCCAAUGGCUGCCAAAAAAGGGCUUGGUGCAAAGAAAGGUCUCGGCGCCCAGAAGGUGAGCAGUAAGAGUUUCACAGAGGUGGAGAAGCAGGCGCAGGUGGCCGAGAAGCUGAGAGAGGAGCAGGCUGCUGAGGCCAAGAAACAAGCCGAGGAGUCCAUUGUGGCCUCGAUGCGUUUGGCUUACAAAGAGCUGGAGAUCGACAGGAAGAUGGAGGAGAAGAAGAUUCAGACUCUGGAAGGAAAGAAGAGAGAGCAGGCUGAGAGGCUGGGCAUGGGCUUCGGCAACAGGAGUGCCGUGUCUCACUCGGUGAUGUCGGAGAUGCAGGUGAUCGAGCAGGAGACUCCUGUGGGAGCCAAGUCCUCCUCUCGCUCCAAACUGGACAUGUUCGAUGAGCCGGGUUUCACCUCUGGACCCCCAAAAUAUAAGGACAACCCGUUUACAGUGGGAGACAGUUUUGGAUCCCGAUGGGACACAGAGGGAGGAACCGCCUCCUUCACCACCUCCUGGGCUCUGGAGAAGGAGGACCCCAAGGAGGAGGUCACCAUCUCUAGUAUUCAGCCAAUCGGAGAGAGACUUCCCAGCAGAAGAAAAGCCGACGUGUCCGCUCCCGUGUCUGAGUCGAGUGAGGCACGACAGAAAUUUGCAAACGCUAAGGCGAUAUCUUCAGACAUGUUCUUCGGUCGGGAGAGCAGCGCAGAGUAUGAUGCAAAGACCAGACUGGAGACCAUGUCUGGAAGCACCUCCAUCAGUUCAGCCGACCUGUUUGGGGAGGGCGGCGAUAAAGGGAGAGCUCCGGGCUUUGACAGCGUGCUCCCCUCCGGCCCCGACAUCGCACAAUUCAAACAGGGAGUGAAGACCGUAGCGGGCAAGAUGGCGGUCCUGGCCAACGGCGUCAUGAAUACUAUCCAGGACCGCUACGGCUCGUACUGAUGUGGCGUGGCGGCCAGCAGCGACCUGUGGGGAGAAACGACCUGAGCAGCCUCCUGACUGACGCGUGGGCGGAGUUGACGGGACGCAGAAAGGACCGCAUGAGGAAAACUAAUCGUCCUUCUCGCCCGUCCUCUCCUAGAGACAGUGUUCCAGGAGUGACACAGUAUUUUCUUCCCUCAUUCUCAUUAGCAGACUCUUGAGUUUUUAUUUUCGUAAAGGAAACCAUCGCAGGGUGUAGUUUUUUCUAAACCAAGAGUUAAUUUACUGUCGAGAAUUUUUUUGGUCCUAGUUUUCAAAAAUGACGUCAGAGUAAAUUCUUCUAUAUUUUAUUCCUUCUACAUAAAUCAAGUUUUUGAUUCAUACUAUCAAAUACUUCAUGCUUAUGUCUUCUUUUUUUUGUUUAAUAAUGAUAUUAAAAAGUUCCAGUAUCUAUUUUAAACUGUCAGCGUUAAUUUUGAACAAGAAUCCACAACGUUUGCAUCCAGUGUUUGAUCCACUCAGUCCAGUUUGUCCACGUUUGUUUGUUUUUUACACGAAGCACUGACUGCAGCUGUCUCGACGAGUUCAGACGGUUUGUGAGCUCGGAGUUAUGCAUUUCUGUCUGGGUGAGCCCGUAUAUAUUAUGAAACAGUGGAGCAUCAAAUAUUUGGUGUCCUAGCUGCUAUGGUUAUUUAUUAUAUAUCUUUUAAUAGUUAAAGCGUUCCAACAGACAGACACAGGGCAGGAGAACUAAAGAUAAUGGAACCAUGUGGAUACCUCGGCUGUAUCAAAUAGUUUGAAGAUUCAAAGCUUCAUUCAAACACUAACCAGCAUGUUUAAGCAUUUUUUUGUGGCUCCACUAAUAUUUUUAGUAUUUUACUGUGAUUAGAAUUUGAUUCUAGUGGCAUCUGCGUUUACAGCGCUGCAGAAUGUGGUUGAAAAAAAAUAAAUGUACGGUAAUCAUUUCCAAAACUCUAAACACAAUUUUUUUGUCUAACAAAAGAUUCUGACUCCAUCAAUAUUUGUUGACAUUUAACCAUCUUUUUUUUUUUUUAUUGCUGCAAAAAACUGUUGGCACACCCCUUUAUUAAUGAAGCUGUCUGCAGGAAUCUAACAGAACCAUAAAUUACAUUUAUAUCAACCAAAUUUAAAAAAACAAGUCAUAUUUAAUCUCGGACACUAUUAUAGCAAAUGAAGUCAUACAAAUAUAAAUGGGAUACAGGUGCAUCUCAAUAAAUUGGAAUAUGAUGGAAAAGUCAAUUUCCAGUAGUUCAAAUCUAACAGCCACAACCAAGUAUUGGGUCAUAUAUGGAUGGACAUACUUUUCAGAGGCCAACAUUUCCAUAUUUAUCAUACUUUUGUAUUCAAAUUUUUUCGAGACACUGAAUUUAAGGUCUUCAUUAAAUGUAAGUCAUAAUCAUUAUAAUUAGAAGAAAUUAAAUAAAUGAAGACAUGAAAUAUUUCAUUCUGUGUGUAAUGGAUGUAUAUAAUGUGUUAUUUACACUUUUUGAAUUGAAUUACUGACAUAAAUAAAGUUUUCUAGGAUAUUCUAAUUUAUUGAGAUGCACCUGUACGGUGCUUAACAACUUUAUUAGACCAACUGUCUUAAAAAUUAGAAAACAUAAAUAUUUUAGAAAUCUUUAAAAAGCUUAAAAAAGUUUAAAACUAAAAUGUUAUUGUUAUUUAUUUUGCCAAUAACGAGUUGAAUUCAACUUUUUAUACCAUAAAAGCAGAACAUUUAACCACUAAAACUCAUUCUUCUGUUCAGGAAAGCAAGCAAGUAAAUAACUAUUAAUGGACUCUUAAUCAAGAAAGCAUGAUGUGCUGUACUAUGUUUCACCGUUUUUUUUAAUAAAACCGCCUCAACAGAAGCUUUGAAUAGAAACUAAACGUUCGGUACAGCCCGAGUGACUCCAACACCACGAGUCCCUGCUCAGAACUUAUCGACUCUGUUCUGCAUCUUCACGUCACAACCUCCAGACUCUGACGUGCUGCUGGUUGAAUGUGAAGUCUGCCUCUGAUAACAAGGACCUCCACUCUGCCUUUUUUACUCUCAGCAGUUGAAAAACUUUUAUUUUCGAAGGCUGAUGUCUUCUGUUUACGUUUUUAUCUCUUCAGUUUUAAACUUUUUGUGGCUGGUUUGACAAUAGUCCUGACUUUGUGUUGUGCCUAUAGAGACAAAAAUGAUUUCCAGUGCCAGUAAAAACAUCAAAAUGAGCUCUAAGUGAAAUUUUCAAUUCUCCAUAAUCAUGUUGGACACAGCUCCCUCCCCUUUGUGUUCCUGGCAGACUUGAUAUUCAACAAGAAAUUUACAGAACUGUCUUAACUGAUUAGAAACCGGUUUCAAAUGUCCUUUUGAUAGAUCAUGGCGUCAUAUUUGUCCCAGCGUGGCCUCCGUGCCUGUCUGUGUAUCUUCCACGUGUGAUAAACUCUCCAAAAAGUAACAAACAUUUGAACUGAGGAUAAAAAACAUUCAACUAUUUAUUUGUAGGCUACAAAAAGAAACUUAUCCAGUAUGUUAAUAAAGAUUUAAAACCUC